CCUCGGUGCGAGCGCCGCCAUUUUAAGCCUCUCACUCGGCCCGGCGCUGGGAGCGGCAGUGGCGUGAGGGGCGAGGGGACUCGGCAACGCCGCCGCCCCGUACGGUCGCCACCCGGGGGGCAGCGAGAAGCCGAGGAAGGAGAAGGAGGAAGGAGCUGGGAAGGAGGAAAACAAAAAAAAAAACACGGCCCCGACUGGGAUCGCCCGGGCAGCAGCCGGAGCCCGCGGGCAGCCAGCGCUGUCGCCUCGCCGCCACGGUCUCUGAAAGGUAGCAGGAAAGAGUUCUGGGAGCACAGCAAGGAACAUGGCAACCCAAGCUGACUUGAUGGAGCUGGAUAUGGCAAUGGAGCCAGACAGAAAAGCAGCAGUCAGUCAUUGGCAGCAACAAUCAUAUCUGGACUCUGGUAUCCAUUCUGGUGCCACAACAACUGCUCCCUCUUUGAGUGGCAAAGGAAAUCCUGAAGAGGAAGAUGUGGACACAACACAAGUCCUGUACGAGUGGGAACAGGGGUUCUCUCAGUCCUUUACCCAAGAGCAAGUUGCUGAUAUUGAUGGCCAGUAUGCAAUGACUAGAGCCCAGAGAGUGCGUGCAGCUAUGUUCCCUGAAACACUGGAUGAAGGAAUGCAAAUCCCAUCCACGCAAUUUGAUGCUGCUCAUCCAACUAAUGUGCAGCGCCUGGCUGAGCCAUCCCAGAUGUUAAAACAUGCUGUUGUUAAUUUGAUAAACUACCAGGAUGAUGCUGAACUUGCAACUCGUGCAAUCCCAGAACUGACCAAACUGUUGAAUGAUGAGGACCAGGUGGUCGUGAACAAGGCUGCCGUUAUGGUUCAUCAGUUAUCCAAAAAGGAAGCGUCUCGCCAUGCUAUUAUGAGGUCUCCUCAAAUGGUAUCUGCUAUCGUACGUACCAUGCAAAAUACAAAUGACGUGGAAACAGCCCGUUGUACUGCAGGUACACUACACAACCUCUCACAUCACCGUGAAGGCUUGUUGGCGAUCUUCAAAUCAGGAGGCAUCCCUGCUUUGGUUAAAAUGCUUGGGUCUCCAGUGGACUCUGUGCUGUUCUAUGCCAUUACAACUCUUCACAAUCUCCUGUUACAUCAGGAAGGAGCCAAAAUGGCUGUCCGUCUAGCUGGUGGGCUGCAGAAAAUGGUUGCCUUGCUCAACAAGACAAACGUUAAAUUCUUGGCCAUCACAACAGACUGCCUUCAGAUUUUAGCCUAUGGCAAUCAAGAAAGUAAGCUGAUUAUUCUGGCAAGUGGUGGACCCCAGGCUCUAGUAAACAUAAUGAGGACCUAUACUUAUGAGAAACUAUUGUGGACCACAAGUAGGGUGCUGAAGGUGUUGUCAGUCUGCUCCAGCAACAAACCUGCUAUUGUUGAGGCUGGUGGGAUGCAGGCUCUGGGACUCCACCUUACAGAUCCAAGCCAGCGUCUUGUCCAGAACUGUCUCUGGACUCUGAGAAAUCUGUCAGAUGCUGCAACCAAGCAGGAGGGAAUGGAAGGCCUUCUAGGAACUCUUGUUCAGCUUUUAGGAUCGGAUGACAUUAAUGUUGUGACUUGUGCUGCUGGCAUCCUUUCUAACCUUACUUGCAACAAUUACAAGAACAAGAUGAUGGUGUGCCAGGUUGGUGGCAUUGAGGCUCUUGUGCGCACAGUUCUUCGGGCUGGAGACAGGGAAGACAUCACAGAACCUGCGAUUUGUGCGCUCCGUCACCUCACCAGCAGACACCAAGAGGCUGAGAUGGCUCAAAAUGCUGUGCGUCUCCAUUAUGGACUCCCAGUGGUGGUUAAACUGUUGCACCCGCCCUCACACUGGCCUUUGAUCAAGGCUACUGUUGGUUUGAUCCGCAAUCUUGCGCUCUGUCCUGCAAACCAUGCCCCGCUGCGCGAACAAGGUGCUAUUCCAAGGCUAGUUCAGUUGCUGGUGAGAGCACAUCAGGACACCCAGCGACGUACUUCCAUGGGUGGAACGCAACAGCAGUUUGUGGAGGGUGUGCGCAUGGAAGAAAUUGUUGAGGGCUGCACUGGAGCCCUGCAUAUUCUUGCACGUGAUGUUCAUAAUCGAAUUGUAAUCAGGGGUCUAAAUACCAUUCCACUAUUUGUGCAGUUGUUGUACUCUCCCAUUGAGAAUAUCCAGAGAGUAGCUGCAGGUGUGCUUUGUGAACUUGCUCAAGACAAGGAAGCAGCUGAAGCAAUUGAAGCUGAAGGUGCCACUGCCCCUUUAACAGAACUGCUUCAUUCUAGGAAUGAGGGUGUUGCAACAUAUGCAGCUGCAGUGCUGUUCAGAAUGUCUGAGGACAAACCACAAGACUACAAGAAGCGACUUUCGGUGGAAUUGACAAGUUCCCUGUUCCGGACUGAGCCAAUGGCUUGGAACGAGACAGCAGAUCUUGGACUUGAUAUUGGUGCCCAGGGAGAACCUCUUGGAUACCGCCCAGACGCUGUAUCAUCUGAAUGAACUUGCAUUGAUUGGCCUGUAGAGUUGCUGAGAGGGCUCGAGGGGUGGGCUAGUAUCUCAGAAAGUGCCUGACACACUAACCAAGCUGAGUUUCCUAUGGGAACAAUUGAAGUAAACUUUUUGUUCUGGUCCUUUUUGGUCGAGGAGUAAUAAUACAAAUGGAUUUUGGGAGUGAUUCAAGAAACGAGGAAUGCACACGAAUGAAUUGCAAGAUGGAAUUUAUCAAACCCUAGCCUUGCUUGUUAAAAAUUUAUUAUUUUUUUUAAAUCUCUGUAAUGGUACUGACCUUGCUUGCUUUGAAAGUAGCCUUUCUUUUCGCAGUAAUUGUUGUUAGUUUUUUUUUUUUUUAAGUCUCUCGUAGUAUUAAGUUAUAGUGAAUAUGCUACAGCAGUUUCUAAUUUUUAAGGAUUGAGUAAAGGUGUAGAACACUAAUUCAUAAUCGCUCUAACUGUAUUCUGAAUAAAGUGUAACAUUGUGUAGCCUUUUUGUAUAAAAAACUAGACAAAUAGAAAUGGUCCAAUUAGUUUCCUUUUUAAUAUGCUUAAAAUAAGCAGGUGGAUCUAUUUCAUGUUUUUGAUCAAAAACUUUAUCUGGGAUAUGUCUGGGUAGGGGCCAGUAAGAACUGUUUAUUUGGAACCUUGUAUUGGACAGUUUACCAGUUGCCUUUUAUCCCAAAGUUAUUGUAGCCUGCUGUGAUACAGAUGCUUCAUGAGAAAAAUGCAGUUAUAAAAUGGUUCAAAAUUAAAGUAAACUUUUAAUUCA
This is a messenger RNA of Cygnus atratus (black swan), 3220 nucleotides long. RefSeq names its product catenin beta 1 (gene CTNNB1). Gene Ontology annotation, molecular function: protein phosphatase binding; cadherin binding; alpha-catenin binding. The record is from RefSeq and is a predicted model, not a curated record. Bases 305 to 2458 code for a protein of 717 amino acids. NCBI's taxonomy places the organism in Eukaryota, Metazoa, Chordata, Aves, Anseriformes, Anatidae. The transcript has 15 exons. Gene Ontology annotation, cellular component: adherens junction; catenin complex. Gene Ontology annotation, biological process: cell adhesion; positive regulation of transcription by RNA polymerase II.